Strongylus vulgaris is the source of this 198-nucleotide messenger RNA. NCBI's taxonomy places the organism in Eukaryota, Metazoa, Nematoda, Chromadorea, Rhabditida, Strongylidae. The record is from the annotation of a GenBank genome assembly.
UUUUCAGGGGAUGCCGAAGCUGGUACAGGUGCCUGCGCUGGCGUUGGUGCAGUUGGUGCUGUUGCUGGUGUUGGUGGCAUUGCUGGCGCUGUUGGAGCUGGCAUUGGUGGCGCUGUUGGAGGUGGCAUUGGUGGUGCUUCUGGUGCUGUUGGAGCUGGCUUGGAAUCCUUAGUUUCUUUGAUAUCCUUAUUGUCCUAA